Protopterus annectens (West African lungfish) is the source of this 659-nucleotide messenger RNA. Its product is annotated as galectin-2-like. Bases 124 to 531 code for a protein of 135 amino acids. NCBI's taxonomy places the organism in Eukaryota, Metazoa, Chordata, Ceratodontiformes, Protopteridae. The record is from RefSeq and is a predicted model, not a curated record. The transcript has 4 exons. Gene Ontology annotation, molecular function: carbohydrate binding.
AUUCGGUUAAGUGCUGCCUGGCAGAACCAUUUUAAAGGACUUACUAGGAGUCUUGUUUCUGAUUCUUUUACUGGGUCUUUUACUGGUACACAAGGACUCAUUUCAUCAUCUUCUAUAGACAUCAUGUCAACCAACUUGGAGAUUCACAGUCUUGGCAUGAAGACUGGCACCACCCUUAAGAUCAAGGGCAAAGUUGACUCAGAUGCUGCUCGCUUCAACGUUAACUUGGGAAAUAAUAGCAAUGAUCUGGCCCUUCAUUUCAACCCUCGUUUUGAUGAUUCAAGAGAUGGAUACGUUAUAGUUUGCAACUCCAAGUCUGGUGGCUCAUGGCAAUCUGAGCAGAGAGAAAAACAGCUACCAUUUUCCCAGGGUUCUACUGUCAAGUUUUCCAUUGAAUUCAAAGAUGAUAAAUUUGUCAUCAAGAUGCCAGAAGGUGUGGAAAUGGAGUUUCCAAAUCGACAUAAUUAUAAUCAUAUUGACUACAUGGCAGUAAAUGGUGGAUUCAAAGUCACAUCAUUUAAACUUGACUGAAUAAUUUGUAAACUAUGAAAAAAAUGAAGAAGCAUUAAUAUUUUCCUGAUAUUCUUAUCUUGUGUGUUUUUCUGUAUGGAUUUUGAGAUGUAAGGAAAAGCUUAAUAAUUACAUUAAUCAGUCUGUGA